GGUACUUCGUGGUUGCAGACUCAGGUGUUGAAUGAGACUUUUAUUGAAUUUCAUGCCUCAGAUCAGAUCAUGACUUUAGGACAGUUAAAUUGAGGUGUUACAUGUUAAAACUUGCAUAGCUGGAGAUGUCUCAACACAGGACUGGAUCCUGCAUUAUUAACAUUAUGUUGAACAUGCAAUUUCUCAUCAGGCUUAAGGAAUUGAUACCAAAUGAGAGAUAAGACAAGACACGGGGACCUUAAACUGAAAACCAAUAAACAGCGAAGAUGGUCGGGAUACUUGAGGAUCAUCACUGGGAGUAUGGAUUCACUGGAAGAAGCAAGAAUCUGAAAGAAGCCCAAGAUGCUUGGAACAAGGAAAAGAAACAAAUCUUUGGCAUCUAUGGCUUUAAAAGCGUUGGAAAAACACGCUUUGGAAAGGAGCUGGUGCUGAGGCAGGGAAUUACUGAGGGCAAUUUGUAUCAACUAGAUUUCAGUGGCAUAACAUCUCUCAAUGACUUGAUCAUCCAUGUGGUGAGUGUCUUUGGACCUGCAGAACCUCUCCAUGAGCGCAAUUGGAUCAGUGGGAUUUGUCGUUGUUUGAUGAGAAGCAUUGCCGAGAAAGAUGUGGUUGUGUUCAUAGACAAUGCAGAAGAUGUUGAUGAAGAGGAAGUGUUGAAGUCUGCAUUCAUAAAGAUGUGUGAAGAACUCGUAAAGGUUUCGACGUUAGUGAAAGUUGUCUUUACGUCAUGCUUGAAGUUCCGCUUUGCUCGUGUGGGCAUGAUUUAUAAGGCGAUUCAGUUGCAGCAGCUUUCAGCGGAUGAGUCGAGAAAAUUGUUGCGUGCUGUUGUCGAUGGAAUGGACUUGCAAGGACAAGAGGACAAGAUCAUUGAAUUGUGUGCAGGGCUUCCCCUUGCCCUCAUGAUCGCAGGUUCUGAGCUGAUGGAGGAUGAGAGGCAAUUAUCUCCGCCAGAGUUAGUUACACUGCUUGAGCAGUCAAGGCUACAGCCGAUGAGCAGAGAACAUUACGGGGAAGAUGAGAGGAUGGGUAAUGUGAUUGGCGGCGCAAUUACACGACUGUGUGACAUUCUUCAGCAGUACUACGCAUCUGUCAACUUCAUCCCUGGCUCCUUCAGUAAAGCAGCUGCUGCCGCAGUGAUGGAUUUUGACAACAAUGCUCAAGCCAUUGAUAAAGCGAUGAUCCCACUUGCCAGAAGAUGCCUAGUUUCCUAUGAUGGUCUGACGGAACGGUUUGACAUCCAUGACAUGCAGAGAGAGUUCCUCAUGAAUAAUAUCCAUAUCCGGGACUUGCUAGGAGUCAGAACAAGGUUUUGCCAGUUCUACAGCCAAUGCCUCUUACAACUACAGAAAACAGUGGAUUCCAAAAACUCCGGCCAAGCCCUGGUUCCCAUCAACAUGGACUUGAAGAACUUCAAGAAGCUUCUAGAGAAAGCUGCUCAUAGUGCCGGUGAUGGAACGUUUGAUGUCUUCAUGAAAGCUGCUACUGAAGCUAAUUACCUUAUACAGUUCUAUAUGCCAGAACAAGUUGUGCCCUUCUAUCAAGUGAUGUUGGACACCUGUAUUGAUCAUGGAUCAGAAUAUGAGACGGGUGUCCUUAUGUCCAUCUAUGGUGAGGCGGUGUCAGAAAAUAAGGGCGAUUACAAGGGUGGCUUGGAGUGGUACUGGAAAGCUGAACAGAAGCUCCUCCCCUAUGGAGACAGUCGACGUCUUGCUGAAGUCUAUCAGCACAUUGGCUGGCACCAUUACACCAGCGGCAAUGGAGAUGAGGCUGUGAAGCACCACAAGAAGUCCUACCGAAUGCUGAAAGCAUUAGGAAUAGACGAAGACCUUCAGUUUGCAAGGGUCAUGAACUGCCUUGGAGUUGCCUACGUAUACAUUGGGAAAGCCAAAGAAGCCGAGAAGUACCAUCUGAGGAGUCUGGCGAUGCGCCUGAGACUUGUUGGGGAAAAACACCUUAACAUUGCAAUGCACUACAACAAUGUCGGGCUGAUGUAUGAACUCAAAGAGGACUAUGAAAAUGCUAUUAUGUAUUUUGAGAAGUCUUAUAAGCUUAAACUAGAAAUUCUGGGGCCAAGUAAAACUGUCAUCAUUUCCAUGAGAAAUUUAGGCCUACAGUGGGUUAGAGUGGGACAGUACGAGAAAGCAUUAGAUCUUGUGCAAGAGAAUCUUGAGACAUUUGAUCAGGUUCCUGAUGACGACCAUUCGUCUAAGUCUAAUAUCCUAAAAGUACGAGGCGCUGCUUAUCUUGGGAUGGGAGAGUACAGAAAGGCUGAAAGCUACUUGAGACAGUUAUUGGCCAUUCAGAAAGAGGUUCUCCCUGGGCACCGCUCCUUGGUAAAGACACUGACGCAGCUUGGCCGGGCUGUGAGGAAGCAGGGUCGCCCGGAAGAAGCCAGAGUUUUCUUGCAAGAGGCAUACGGCAUGAAAGGUGCAGCGAUAGCGUGCAGGGGGAAAUUUCUGUUUGAAAACUUACAAGAAUUUGCCAAGCUGUAUCUCGACUUGGGUGAUCAACAAAGAGCAUCCGAUUAUUACAGGGAAGCACUGUGUGAAUUACAUCGAGUCGGUGACCAGCUGAUUAGAGAGGAUGAUGCGGACAAGUCUAGAAGCAUUGCUGAAGAGAUGCGGAAUCUCCUGCAAGAGAUUGAUGCUGCUCAGUGUACAGGAAUGGUUGUCCUCCCUCACCCGUGCCAUGAGGCACACAGCAGUUGUUGUCUGAGAACCUUUGCUGAUAUCGUUUAUGGAUGCCAAUAUAACAGUAGGCCUACAACAAGAGUAAGUGCUGUGUACCCCUAUCCAAUGCAUGGGUCUAAAGAAACGGUUAUUAAUAGUCCGACUUCAGCUGUCAGACAACCUGCACCAUGUACGGCACCAGCCUCUGUCCCCCAGUUGCCAAACACCACACCUUACUGGACCACAGGACAUGUGUACCCCACAUAUGUCUCUCGGCCUUACGAAUUAGAUGGAAAUGGUUCAACUGACCAAGCAAAUGAGAGGCGGCCGCAGUCGAGUUCUCAGCUCAGUGAACAGGCAGAUGUUUUGAAUAACACCACAUGUAGCAGCCAAUACUAUGCUGAUGUUUCCAACAGUGAUGAGUGUCUGCCUUCCAACUUGGAUAGCUGGAUCAUUGAACAGCAGACAGCAUUGAACACCAGUCAGGUCAGUUCUGACAGUGCCGGACGACCUUUUCUUCAUGAUCCCUGUCAAGCCAGAGAAGCAUAUUUGCCAUCAGAUGCUGUCACUGUGUUGGAUAAUCAAAAGUUUGAAGAUUCUGCUCAUCCAUUUGAAACAUGUACUACUCCCUGUGGAGAAGUAGUCAACCAGAAUGUUGAUGGAAGAUGUGAUGAAACUGGGACUUGUAGUGGUGACGACCCCCCAGAUGUUUUAACAGAUUCGUCAUCCACUGCACUUACUGUUGGUGAUCAUGAAUACCGAAGUGAUGAGUCGGUACGUUUUCCUCCAAGACAGAGAAGAUCCAGUGACACCAACACCAUUCUCUCUGAAGAUCUGUACCUUGGAGCAAAUGAGACUGAAGAAAGCCUCAUGAACUCUCUAGAACCUGAAGCUCGCGGCCAAGACAAUAUCGCAGCCAUGGAGAGUGAUGUGCAUCAAUGCCGAAAUCCUAGUGUGCCAAGCAUUGGUCAUCCUCCUUUAACCAAUGGGAUAUCAUUUGGGUCAUACUUCCAAGUACCAGAAACCAGUUCCUAUGGCCCACCGCCGUUGAAUCCAUACAGGGAACCUAUACAACAGCCAGAGACAACCAUGCAGGGAGACAGGCAAAUACAGAUGCAUCAUUACACACCAGAAAGGCAUUUGUAUUCUCCUCAACCAGAAUGGGGAAUGGGACAUAGCCAAGAUUUGACAAGGACUGCAAAGCCUUUGAAGGACACCACAGUCAGACCAACAUUGAGGACAAAUGGUCAAUCAGAUUACAGUGGGCAAAAUUCUCUUGGGUCCAAUCAUUAUGUCAGUCAAAGCAACAUGCAAACACAGGGGCGAAUCACUGCUAGUUCUAGUACCUAUUCUGACCACAACAACAUGUCUCAAACUGCGGUGAAGUCACUGUAUACUCCUGAUGAAAUGCCUCUUCAAAAUGGUGGCAGAAGUCAGACGCCAUCUGGUCUUUUAAGUCUGGGGAGUUUAGGGAGUUGGUUUUCUGGUCGACAGAGAAAAACUUAUAAGGUUCACCACCUCUAAUGACCUCUAUUGGCGAUGUUCAGAAACAAUCCAUAUAACACAAUGUGAUGGCACCAUUAGAAUCGUUGUUGCAGACUGACAAGACAAUUCUAAUGACCUCUAUUGGCGAUGUUCAGAAACAAUCCAUAUAACACAAUGUGAUGGCACCAUUAGAAUCGUUGUUGCAGACUGACAGGACAAUUCUCUUGUAAAAUAAACUUACAUGUGCUUAGUUUAGUUACACUCUGGAUGCAGUGGACCAGCUGUCCUGCUGCCCGGAGAUUGUGACGUCGAAGUUUAGUCAACCAGUUUUAGCUUUUAUCCAUCACCACUAUUAUCAGGAGUAGACCUGUUUCUUAUUUUUACUAUUCUUCUCAUCAUAUUUUGAAGAGCUAUAAUUUCCCUAGAAUCUCUUGCAGGUAUUGCUGUAUGUUACAUUACAGUUGUGCGACAAAGACAGAUUUCGUCAAAUACUUGGCCACCACCAUUCUCCUUCUCUUUAAUGUUGUCCUGGGAAAUAUUUAGGAAAGUAAUUUCAAGACAGUGAUGUCUCAUCUCUGUUGAAUCUCCAUCAUGACUUUGUAUGAUGUAUCCAUUUUAUUUUACUGAUUGCUUAUUUGUAGAGACUACAGUGUUUUCUUGUAAAAAUCACUGGUGUUGAGUCUGCCUCUUCACAUGCACUUUCAACGAUGAUUGGUACUGUAAACUUGAUUCUGAAGCAGCACCACUUAUACAAAACAGAACCUCUCUAUUAAGGAAACUAUCAGGACUGAGAAGUGAUGUCCUUAAUAGAGGUGUCCUGCCAAACUAGGAAAGUAGACAUUAGCCUAGGAUACAUGAGCAAAUGUGCUGGAGCGUAGGUCACACUUGGCCCAACUUGUGUUGUUCCAAAAUGCCACCAUGUCACAAUGAAGCCAGAUUGCAGCAUUUAGUAAAGAAAUUUGGGUGAGAUUGAAUUAUAGUUGUUAAAGGAAUAUGUAACACUGUGACAAGUCAAAAUGGGUGAUUAACUAAGUCGGCUUGAUUGCGUUCAAAUUUUGGACUGGAGUACAACUAUACUUGCAUGUUUCUGGCAUUGUAUGUGAUUAAUGCAUGGAACAAAUUAUGAUAUCUGUUAUAGCAUAUACAUGUAUUGUGUCUAUCAAUGGUCUAUCUAAGAAAUGAGAAGAUGGUUGUGAUAUUGGUGCUGCGGCAAGCUAACUGUCCACAUAUCAAGAUAGAAUCUAACUUGCCGAGCAAUUGGCCAACUAAUAUAUGUAUUUCAUUUGAACAUUAAAUGAUGCUUGUAUUGUUAAAA
This is a messenger RNA of Lineus longissimus, 5469 nucleotides long. RefSeq lists its product as uncharacterized. The transcript has 10 exons. Bases 267 to 4193 code for a protein of 1308 amino acids. NCBI's taxonomy places the organism in Eukaryota, Metazoa, Nemertea, Pilidiophora, Heteronemertea, Lineidae. Gene Ontology annotation, molecular function: ADP binding; protein binding. The record is from RefSeq and is a predicted model, not a curated record.